Molecule: messenger RNA, 766 nt
Organism: Acanthochromis polyacanthus (spiny chromis)
Lineage: Eukaryota; Metazoa; Chordata; Actinopteri; Pomacentridae
Gene: czib
Product: CXXC motif containing zinc binding protein
Exons: 8
Coding region: 70-552 (160 amino acids)
Molecular function (GO): zinc ion binding
Source: RefSeq, a predicted model, not a curated record
GACUCGGAAUUGGAAUUAACGAGUAGCCCUGAACGCAUCAAUAAAAAUUGUCAGCGGGGAAGCUCCAAGAUGGUGAAGUUUGGGCUUCAAUUUAAAGCCACCUUGGAGAAUGUCACCAAGGUGAGGCCGCUGGGCGACGAUUUCCGCUGGUUUCUGAAGCUAAAGUGUGGAAACUGUGGCGAGAUCCCAGAUAAAUGGCAGUAUAUAACCCUAGUGGAAAGUGUGCCUUUAAAAGGAGGGAGAGGCAGUGCCAGCAUGGUGCAGAAGUGUAAACUAUGCGCCAGGGAAAAUUCAAUUGAUAUCCUGGGAGACACAAUCACACCAUAUAAUGCCGAGGACAACGAGAGCUUUAAGACAAUGGUGCAGUUUGAGUGUCGAGGUCUGGAGCCUGUUGACUUCCAACCACAAGCUGGCUUUGCUGCAGAAGGAGCAGAAUCUGGGACACAGUUUCCUGAAAUCAACUUACUAGAAAAGGACUGGACGGACUACGAUGAGAAAGCCAAGGAGUCGGUGGGAAUAUAUGAGGUCACACACCAGUUCAUCAAGUGCUGAUGUCAUCAUGUUAUGAAGGAAUGAACACUGCAGCCAAACAUGCUCAGGCUGUCUCCUGAGGAUGCUGAGACAGCAUGGAUUGGUUGAUGAUGAACAUUAAAAGAUGUGAAUUAACACAGCAAGUUGUCUCAACACAAGUCUUGGAUUGAUCACCAUUCUCAAUUAGACGAGGCUUUUUUUUCAUUGCAUCAAUAAAAUUGAAAGACGAUUGAGA